GAAGCGUUGAGAACAAAUGCGUAUAGUCUGCACUAUUCUAUUUGAAUCUACGUCGAUCAGACGGAACCCUCGGCAUCAGCGACCCCCGUUUCUUUGACCAAUGUUGUUUUUUAGCCCGAUCUGCAAGCGAAUGCACAAAAGUUUCAUUGCCAGUUAUGACAGAUUACAAUUAAAAUAAAAUUACACUAGAGUGAAUGCUUGGCAUGUCGUCCAAAAACACCACUCGCCAUAUAAGUAUGCUAUGUGUAAUGACUUUCUUGUUCCUUGAGCGAAGCCGCAAUAAUGCAAUGCUUGUUCGAUGUCAUGAGUGAUCAUCCUGGCCGAAAGACGGAAACAGACAUGCGCGGCGUAAUCAGUUUGAGAGCUACCAAGAAACUUUGUCGUUGCGAGAAGCAAAUCUGGCGCGGUUUCUUUAUGCGGGAGUCAAUCUUGUUGUUGUUCUAAUAGGUACAGAUUACCUUAUCGCGCUCGUGAUCUUUUUUAUGCCCCCUUGCCGUCAGUUUUGGUAAAAAUAGAAGGCGUUGCGUGUUGUAAAAGGUACGCGCCGUCGUUUCGUCGUAGGUAGUCCUAGUGACGUUAGCAGUAGCAAAACGCGCUUGCGAUAUGAUGGGGUAGUAUGGGCCACAGCAGAACCUGGGCAGGACUAGCGCCCUUGUGCUCGCAAGGGCGCGGAUAAGGAACAUGAAGACUGGACAACAAGAUGGUGGCGGUGGUCCUCUCGCGUUCGUGUGCCCCCGCUCAUCAUGCCCCGUGGUCCUGCAGGUAACUAGGAAGUGGGCUCAGUGUGGGUUCAUCUUCUGGUUGGUCUUUUUUUGCGCGACAACGGGCACGAAGGUCGCUCCUUUCGUGGCGGGCCGAGCCGCGAUAACCGCCUCGUCAUGUUCCUGCGACUGCUGCGUGUCGCUGAGCGGGAGCACUGCCACUUGCGGGCUCGUCCAGAUGGAGGGAGAUUUAGGCUCGCUCGUUCCGCGCACCUGCCCGUUGACCACCGCGACCUGCACGAACGAACACGAUCGCGAGGAUGACUACGCCCGGUACUGCAGCAGUGACUGCGCGCGAAUGGGCACCGCGCACCAGUGUGUCGCCCUUUCCUCCUUCACACCAAUCGAAAGCACGUACACGCCUGGGACUUCCUCCAGCCGAGCGGGGGACACCGCCAGCCUUCUGGUCCGACGAAAGAAUUUCUUGACCUCGAGUGUAGGAAACACAAAAGCUGCAGCAAGUGCACGAUCGAACGAUCCGCCGUUGCCUGUAGUCAAGGCACAGAUGAUGCAGGCAUACAGGUACGCUUCUUUUUUCCUUGCUGAGACUCGAAAUCAAUGUCAUGAAGUGUAAAAAUCUCGACGAUGGAGGAUACUUGUGGUCGUUUAAAUGCAGAGAAUUGCACCACUUUUUGCUCACGUUCUGCUCCAUUGAAUAAACGUAUAUGAUAUUGAAAAAUUGCAAGACCAAGACGGUCGAAGGCGUAGACUCAAGGGGAUGAUUAUCAGAAAGCUGAAGCAUAAAGAGUGAAAAUGCUUCUGAACUUCGUUUUUGGGCAACACAGUGAAAGAAUUGCGCUCCGAGGGGCUAUACACUACUGACAUGGCGAAUAUGAUACAUCGGUUUAUCGCUUAGAGUCGAACAGAUGGCAAUUAUCAUCACUUGCAAAUAGCUCUGCGCAAGCUGCGGGGCAGGCUGCCUUGCGUGCCCGGACGGCGUACGAGAGAACAUUAGGAAACGUGAAGGCCCAGAGUGAGAAGCUCGCACAGGACAUGCUCGCGAGCGUGAAGCACGAGGCCAGAUUGCAGGCGACCGUGGCUUUGCAGAAGCGCAACAGCUGGGAAGCCGCUAGCCUGCAAGCAGCGCACGAUGCAGGCGCAGGAGUACAAGCAAAGUACGAAGCCGAUUCGAAGGCCGCUGCCAAGUCGUCGGCCGACUUGCAGGCUCGCGCGCAGGACUACGUGAAUGCAGCCGGGCAGCGGGAGGCCUUUGUGGACGCGUGGAAGCAGCGGGCCGAGCUGGUGGAAUCCGUGGGUGACCACACUGCGGCGCAUAUCCUGAGUAAAAACGCACCCACACCAGAGUUGUAAUGCAGAUUUGCAAAGAGAGGAAGACUUGUAAUGCGCCUCCCCAUGAGAGCCAUUUCCAAUCAUGUUUUGGAAUUUGUGAUGCUGUGAACAGGAUGAGCAGAUGAAUCUGUGACGCGGCUGCACUUGCUAACCUGCACUACACUGCAUAGCGCAACUUGUCAUGCGUGACUCACAAAACUCCUAGGUUUGUGCUGCAAAAUCCCCAUCCUGACUCUGGUGUGGGUACGUUUUUACAUAGGAUAGCGCAGCAGAGUCUACUGCAACUGUCGCAGGCAGAGGACCAAGCGGCCGAGCUGCAGCAGCGCGCAGCAGCGAUCCAGAGGGAAGCCGCCCAAGCGGCGGAUGCAGCCGCUUUCUACACCACGCAUGCAGCUGCUGCCGCGGAAUACGAAUUCGAUAUCGAAGUGAAAAACGCCACCUCCUCAGCCUCCACAAAAGCUGAUAUGCGUUUUGUGAUUUAUUGUGACCGCAGGUUUGUGAGACAAGGAGAAGGACACAAUUAACUGGCAUUUUCAACGCAGUGGCUCCUCAAUGGCCCGCCGCCUGCGUGCAGACAGCAUUUCUAUGCGCACUUUAUGCCACUGGCACAUGAUCAAAGGUGCGCAAAAAUUUCGUUCGGCUCUCAGCAAAGAAAACCAACGAUGGGUCGGUCGGGAAUGUUGUAAUCAUUCACUGCAUAAGACAGCACACUAAAAAACCACUAAUUUCAUCAGCUUCGAGGAUUGGAAGAGGUGAUUUUUCCCUUCAAAAUUUGAACAAGCACUACCUAAGGGCGUCGGUAUUCCGCCACCAGGAAACCCGCUGCGAUUCAAUUGACGCAGCAUGAUUGAAACUUGCCGCAUUUUCGGUUUCGGCGCUGCGGCCGCACCUCCUUUUCUGCUCGAAUAAACGGAUUUGUGAAAUGAAUAAACAUCAAUGUCUUUUCAUCAAGGCUCCCAGUCCCAUCGCUUGUUUUAUUUUUUUCUAUUUGCAUGCGUAAGCAGCUCCCGUGCCAUCGUGCUUCCACAGCGGCGCGAGGAAGGUACUUUGUAUUUCCGUCGUUUGGCCAUGGCCGCGAAGCACUUGUACCAGUAAAACGAUACUUUGUUCGCUCGUCUCUCCGUUUGAUUGAUGAAUUCGGUGCGUACAAGCUUGUUCGUCGUACUGAAAACGUAGGAGCGUGCACUCGGAACAGUCGAUUUAUUACUUCCUCGUACGAAAACGAAGACGAACGGUUUCCCUUUCGUGCACAGAGCAGAC
This is a messenger RNA of Amoebophrya sp. A120, 3311 nucleotides long. The record is from the annotation of a GenBank genome assembly. NCBI's taxonomy places the organism in Eukaryota, Dinophyceae, Syndiniales, Amoebophryaceae.